Molecule: messenger RNA, 2889 nt
Organism: Nerophis ophidion (straightnose pipefish)
Lineage: Eukaryota; Metazoa; Chordata; Actinopteri; Syngnathiformes; Syngnathidae
Gene: col9a3
Product: collagen, type IX, alpha 3
Exons: 32
Coding region: 152-2188 (678 amino acids)
Source: RefSeq, a predicted model, not a curated record
GGUCUGGGAGCCAAGAGGACGUCAUUCAGGAGCUGCGCGCCUUCAGGUGAACGAACUUCGACGGAGAGUAGCAGGCGGGAGCGAGCGAGGACCGGCGGCUUGGAUUUGACCUUUUCCGCCUCAAAACCCGCUUCGAGAGGGCGAGCUGACGAUGACCACCUUCUCGGCUCUGUGGGUGCUCUUACUGUGCCAGCUUUUCACAUCCUGCUCCGGACAGAGGCCAGGCCCCCGAGGAGCCGUUGGCCUGCAAGGGCCGCCAGGGCCCCCUGGACGGGACGGCACCGAUGGCAAGAAUGGACCUCCUGGAUUGCCAGGGAAAGCAGGCCCAAAAGGGAAAGCAGGAUUACCGGGAACCGCAGGAAAACCAGGCUUGCCAGGACUUCCAGGCGUGGAUGGUCUGACAGGUCCUGACGGUCCCGCAGGGAAGGACGGACCUGCAGGGGAAUCUGGAGAAUCCGGACCUCCUGGGCCACCUGGACCUCCUGGCAGAGGGAGAUCAGGAGCUCCUGGUUUACCCGGAACUAAUGGCUUGGCAGGUGGAGUCGGACCUCAGGGAGCCGUGGGGGCUGAAGGUCUUCCAGGACUUACUGGACCUCCUGGUCCUGAUGGUCCACCUGGUCUUCCUGGUACUCUCCACGAUCUUAGCGGUGACUUAUUGUGCCCUGCCAUCUGCCCCCCUGGUCCUCCUGGUCCACCUGGGAUGCCAGGAUUUAAGGGACACACCGGACAUAAAGGAGACAAGGGAGAAGUUGGCAAAAACGGAGAGAAGGGCGACUCAGGACCUUCAGGUCCUGCUGGUUUUCCUGGGACAGUUGGCCUGCAGGGACCGCGUGGUCUAAGAGGUUUGCCAGGUCCAAUGGGAUCUGUGGGAGACAGAGGUCUACCGGGAUUCAGAGGCAAACAUGGCAUCGCCGGCAUCAUUGGGAAGACAGGUGACACUGGAGAAAGGGGUCCCCAGGGAUUCAGAGGUCCCAAAGGAGAAAUUGGUAAAAUUGGUCCUAAAGGAGCAAUUGGAGGAGCAGGGCCCAAAGGGGAGCCUGGCAUUCCUGGCCGAGAUGGCAAAGAUGGCACACCAGGGAUGGAUGGCGAAAAGGGUGACGCCGGGAACCAUGGGGUAGUUGGAGAGAAAGGACCAAAUGGACUUCCUGGUUUACAAGGAAAGGCUGGUGCCAAAGGAUCCAAAGGAGGAAUUGGUGAUUCUGGGAAGACUGGGGAGACAGGACCCUCUGGAGAACCAGGUAUUCCUGGGGAAAUUGGCAUCCCAGGAGAGAGAGGCAUAGCAGGACCCAGAGGAGUGGCUGGAGGCAUUGGACCUGCUGGUAACCCAGGACCUCAGGGAGUAAAAGGCUUCCAGGGCAUAAAUGGAGCUUUGGGGGAUCCAGGUCUUCCUGGUCCAACUGGAAUUCGUGGAGAGUUGGGAGAAAGGGGGCCAGUGGGAGCCUCAGGAGCCAAAGGAGACAUGGGCGUAGCAGGAAGUGAUGGUUUACCUGGAGAGAAUGGAGAACCUGGUCAUUUUGGACCGGUUGGACAAAAAGGAGAGUCAGGGAAACGAGGAGAAGUGGGACCUAAAGGUGUCUCUGGGCCACAAGGAGAGCUUGGGGCAAGAGGGCCCCCGGGAAAACCAGGAUUAAUGGGCUUCCAAGGAGAGCAAGGUCUUCCUGGCAUUUCUGGAAAAACAGGUGUACCUGGUAAACUGACAAGUGAACAACACAUCAGAGAGUUGUGUGGCUCAAUGAUCGAUGAUCAGAUUGCGCAGCUGGCCGCUAAUCUUCGCAGACCUCUGGCCCCAGGAAUGGUGGGCAGACCCGGACCCGCUGGACCUCCAGGACAGCCGGGAGUAAUUGGCUCCAUUGGUCAUCCAGGUGCUCGUGGACCUCCAGGAUACAGAGGCCUGCCAGGAGAACUUGGAGAUUCCGGUCCCAGAGGUGACGUUGGGGAGCAGGGUGAUAAGGGAACCAUCGGCAAAGCAAUUGAGGGUCCCGUUGGAGACCAAGGACACCAAGGUCUUCCAGGUGUCCCAGGAAUUGUUAAAGAUGGUCGGGAUGGGUCACCAGGUGAUCCAGGUGAGCCUGGUGAGCACGGCAGGGUAGGUAGGACUGGGCACCACGGACCCCCCGGAAUCUGUGACACAUCAGCCUGUCAGGGAGCGUCGGUUGCUGGGAAAUCAUCCAACCCCAAAAACCUUUAAACAUUACUCCCUGCCACCUGUUGCCAUCCACGCCAAAAACAACAGUUGAAAAAAGGAAGAGAAGGAUGGAAUAAAAUCAAGAGCGAUGGCAAAAAUCGCCUCAUUAUUUAAAUAUGCAUAUCACAAGAUGGAAGGAAAACAUCAACAGGUGUGACAUUUUUGAGAGGAAGAGAAGAACAUCAAAGAUGUGGUGUGACGAACAACAAGUGGGAGUUGACAACAUCAAGGUGCAUGCAUAGGAAAAAGGCCAGGGAAUUUCAGCAUUCCACCCAGAACUUUCAGAUUUCAAACAAAUGGAAAAAUGAUUGAUGAUGAGUGCUUUGUGUAUAAAAACCUUGUACAUGUCCUUGCCCCCAUUUUAAUGACCACGGCCUACUUUGACAACCAGCGUGUACAUGCAGCAUGGCCCGUUGAUGGGAAUCCCAGGUGUUACCUCAGCAUAGAAACUGUGUGUAAAGCAGGAGCAGUGGGCCUGUGUAACGCAGCAGUGUAUGUUCUGUCAAAAAUAAAAGACAAACAAGCAGGUAGCCAGAAAAUAUUUGUGUAGAUGAAUACAAACUGAAAUAUUUUGUAUUUUUAUUGUUUUAAAAGUUUUACAGUAGUUUGUUUAUUUUUCAACAGUUGAAUCUCAAAAAUCAAAUGCCAAAUAAAACAUGUGGGUGAAGAAAUCUAGACACUGUAAAAUAAAUUCAAUAACCUUG